AUGUUUGGCGUGGAAGUGAAGUCAGUGACUGAGGGGGAUUCGGUCACUCUACAAGUCAGACUUACACAAAUACAAGAAAAUGAAGAGAUCGAGUGGAAGUUUGAAGACAUUCUUAUAGCUGACAUCAACAGAAAAGACAACAACAUCACAUACUAUAUUAAUGCUGCUGAUGGGAGAUUUAGAGACAGACUGAAGCUGGACACUCAGUCUGGAUCUCUGACCAUCAUGAACACCACAACUAAACACACUGGACAUUAUAAAGUAACUAGAGACCACUGGACCUCAGUCAACAACAAAUUCAGCCUUACAGUUAGUGGCGUAAUACGCAGUGGAGAGUUGACCAGGACGACGAUAGAGUCCAAUGAAGAACAGUUUCAGAAAGCAGGUCACCAACAAUCAAAUGAUAUAUUGCUACUAUCUGCUGCUGCUGCUGUUGUUGUUGGCUGUCUGUUGAUUGCUGCUGCAAUCUGGGUCUUCUGCAAAAAAAUCAGAACAUCUCAUCAAGAAGUUGAGACUCAUGCAGAAGAGAUCACAUAUGCUGAGCCAACAUUCUACAGAACAAAAGCACAGAAAUCGAGUGUUCAAGUGGAGCCUGAUGUGGUGUACGCAGGAGUCACUGAAGUUGCUUGGCAACAGAGGCACACAUAUUUAGAGUCACAGGAAGUAGCAGACACUGAAGUAGUCAUUUUUACCACUAUGGUGGUUCUAGGUGUGUUUGGUGUUAAAGUGAAGUCUGUGUCAGUGACUGAGGGAGAUUCGGUCACUCUACCAGUCAAACUUACACAAAUACAAGAAAAUGAAGAGAUCGAGUGGAAGUUUGAAGACAUUCUUAUAGCUGACAUCAACAGAAAAGACAACAACAUCACAUACUAUAAUAAUGCUGCUGAUGGGAGAUUUAGAGACAGACUGAAGCUGGACACUCAGUCUGGAUCUCUGACCAUCAUGAACACCACAACUAAACACACUGGACAUUAUAAAGUAACUAGAGACUACUGGACCUCAGUCAACAACACAUUCAGCCUUACAGUAUAUGCUCAUCUGGCUGCUCCUGUCAUCAACAGAGACUGUUCUUCAUCAGUGCAGUACUGUUCAGUGUUGUGUUCAGUGGUGAAUGUGAGCACUGUGAGUCUCUCCUGGUACAAAGGAAACAGUUUACUCUCCAGCAUCAGUGUGUCUAAUCUCAGCAUCAGUCUUUCUCUACCUCUAGAGGUGGAAUAUCAGGAUAAAAACACCUACAGUUGUGUGGUCUAUAACCCCAUCAGCAACCAGACCACAGAUCUGAACAUCAGCACACUCUGUCAACCAUGUCCAGAACAUACUCACCGCUUUGGUGUUAUUGAAGCUGUUAUUCGCUUGGUCCUCUCUGCUCUGGUGGGCGUGGCUGCUGUUGCUGUGCUGAUUUAUGACAUCAGAUCCAGACAUUUUCAUCUGAGGAGGAGAGUCCAAACGUUAGCAUCAAACACUGAUUAAUCACAUGCUCAUAAAGGUGAAGAAGUUUAUCAAUGGCCAAAAGCAAUUGUAUAGUAAAAAAAUUGAGAACAAGGUUUUCAUGUAAACUUAUGUGAAGACAAUUUUAACUGGCUUCACGUGUUCUCUCAUUUUACCUUCAAAAUUGUACAUUUUUUUUUUUUAAUAAAAAUUUACAUAUUGGUG
This is a messenger RNA of Danio rerio (zebrafish), 1653 nucleotides long. Lineage: Eukaryota; Metazoa; Chordata; Actinopteri; Cypriniformes; Danionidae. The record is from RefSeq and is a predicted model, not a curated record.